Messenger RNA from Mytilinidion resinicola, 1080 nucleotides. RefSeq names its product HET-domain-containing protein. The transcript has a single exon. The annotation marks the transcript as partial. The record is from RefSeq and is a predicted model, not a curated record. NCBI's taxonomy places the organism in Eukaryota, Fungi, Ascomycota, Dothideomycetes, Mytilinidiales, Mytilinidiaceae.
AUGUUCAACGUCGAAGGUCUAUCCGAUACUUCUAUCAUCUUCCUAGUGUUGCCUAAGGAUCCGCGCGAUUCUUCAGAGCGAUACGAUCCACCGACCGACUACAUACACUGUGGUCGUUCGUUUGGAAGAUUCUUCUUCAGUCACCGGAACAGCUACCUCCAACCACCAUCCGCCGUCGUUGAUUAUGCGAAAGUAACGGAGUGGCUCCUUUUCUGCGAAAAUCACCAUUCGAAGCUGUGUAGAACUCCAACGCUUCCGCAACUACCCUCAUUCCAGGUUAUCGACUGUCAAUCCCGAACAGUCGUCCCUUGGAUUUAUGAGGAUGCAGGAAAUGUCUUUCUGACACUGAGCUAUGUCUGGGGUACGGCAAAUGUUGAUUCUCUGAGCGCAGACGGAGCUCUCCCGACCCUUCUCCCCGCUGUCAUUGAGGACUCUAUUUCUGUCACUCUACGUCUGGGAUAUCGAUAUCUGUGGGUCGACAGAUACUGCAUUCCACAGACCGACGAGGCUGCAAAGGCCGUUCAAAUUGGGAACAUGAACAUGAUCUUUAAGCACUCUGAGCUAACGCUCAUUGCUGCGUCUGGCAAAGACCCUUCAUAUGGAUUACCAGGAGUGAACGGGAACCCUCGAAGGACCUAUCCCUCGGUUACGGUCGAGGAUCAAACGUUUUACCCGUUUCUCUCCAAUGCCGCACACGAGAUCACUCAUUCAUUGUGGAAUACCAGAGGUUGGACCUACCAAGAAGCGCUUCUUUCACGCCGGUGUUUGAUGUUCACGGACAGCCAGGUGUUUUUUCAGUGUCGAGGGAUGCACUGCCAAGAGAGCAUCUCUAUCCCCUUGGACAUUUUGCACCGUCCUGAAAAGCAAAAGGUGCGGGGAUCUAUAUUAACAGUUCCGAAAACGUUUGCAUCCGAUGAUCCAGGCACUCAACCAACUCCGUUCGAAAACGUUGUGAACGACUACGCCCGGAGAAGCUUGACUUAUGAAACAGAUGCCCUAAAUGCAUUUCAGGGGGUUCUACGGGCACUUGCUAUGCCUACGGGAAGUGGUCCCAAACCUGUGCAUAAUUUCUUUGGCAUC